Messenger RNA from Paramormyrops kingsleyae, 2020 nucleotides. Its product is annotated as synaptotagmin-9-like. Gene Ontology annotation, molecular function: phosphatidylserine binding; calcium ion binding; calcium-dependent phospholipid binding. The record is from RefSeq and is a predicted model, not a curated record. NCBI's taxonomy places the organism in Eukaryota, Metazoa, Chordata, Actinopteri, Osteoglossiformes, Mormyridae. Gene Ontology annotation, biological process: calcium-ion regulated exocytosis. Gene Ontology annotation, cellular component: dense core granule; plasma membrane; exocytic vesicle.
CCUCGUCGUUAAUGCGUGUGCGCGUCGGGUGCUUUGGAGGCAUGCAGCUGAAGCAGCGUUAAAGCGCCGGAUACCCCAUCCCACCCAUAAGGAUGCGAGUGGGCAAUGCCUGGCGACACGGAGGACCGGGUCUGUCACAGGGCGCUGGAAGUCCUGUCCGAGCUCUGCUCCAGGGGCGAAGUGCAAAGCGACAGCUGCCUGGAUUUCAUUUACUCUUUCCGCGAUCUCGCCAAGCCGAGGUAUACGGACUCAGAUCUGUCUGUGAGCCUGCUGUCGCUUGUGGUGACAGCAUGUGGCCUGGCACUCUUCGGUGUGUCCCUUUUUGUCUCCUGGAAGCUGUGUUGGCUUCCAUGGCGGGAACGUGGUAUCUCCCCUAGCAACAAGCCAAGUGACUUGCAGCCAAGGGUGGCCCCCAGCGACACUGGGACUGGAGCUUGUGAGACUCAUGAAGAUUGUAAUAAGCCCGCCUCUCCUGUACCUGACCAUGUUCAUGAGGUGGCCAUGAAGAUUAGUCACACGUCACCCGACAUCCCUCUGGAGGGUCAGGCUGAGGCACAGAAGAAUCACUCACCCCGUCCACGUAUACAGCGGCAGAGCACAGAGCCCACCUCGUCCAGCCGCCACAGCUCCAUCCGCAGACAAAUGAACCUGUCCAACCCAGACUUCAGUGUGGCCCAGUUUCAGAGACAGGACUCACUGGUCGGUCUGGGCCGGAUCAAGCCUGAACUGUACAAGCAGCGUUUGGUGGGUGAUGAGGACAGCCCACCGGGGGGCGACUGUGGCCGCCUCCACUUCAUCCUCAAGUAUGACUGCGACCUGGAACAGCUCAUUGUCAAAAUCCACAAGGCACAGGACCUGCCCGCCAAGGACUUUUCAGGCAGCUCGGACCCCUACGUGAAGAUCUACCUGCUCCCGGACCGUAAGACUAAACACCAGACUAAGGUGCACCGCAAGACUCUGAAUCCGGUUUUCGAUGAGGUCUUCCUGUUCCCCGUGGCCUACACAGAGCUACCCACGCGCAAGCUGCACUUCAGCGUCUAUGACUUUGACAGGUUCUCCCGGCAUGACAUCAUCGGUCAGGUGGUGGUGGAGAACUUCUUGGAACUGCCAGACUUCCCCAGAGAAACUAAACUCUGCAGGGACAUCCAGUAUGUCACAAAGGACAACGUGGACCUGGGGGACCUCAUGUUCUCGCUCUGCUACCUUCCCACGGCUGGACGCCUGACUAUCACCAUCAUCAAAGCCAGGAACCUGAAGGCCAUGGACAUCACCGGGGCAUCAGAUCCUUAUGUGAAAGUGUCUCUAAUGUGUGAAGGGCGGAGGUUAAAGAAGAGAAAAACCUCCACAAAAAGAAACACGCUGAACCCCAUCUACAACGAAGCCAUAGUCUUUGAUGUCCCUCCCGAGAACAUCGACCAGAUCAGCCUCCUGAUAGCCGUCAUGGACUAUGACCGUGUGGGUCACAAUGAGGUCAUAGGCGUGUGCCGGGUAGGCAGUGAAGCUGAGAGGCUUGGCUAUGACCACUGGUGCGAGAUGAUGGCGUACCCACGCAAGCCCAUCGCUCACUGGCACCCUCUGGUGGAGUGGGUGGGACCGGAGGCCUCGGCUGGGAGUCAAGGCGGCUCCUGCAGUUCACUAAAAACACCUCCGUCACCUUAAAUGCGCCGUUGCUUGGGUCACGACCCCGGCUCCAAUCCCGACACAGUGAAGCAGAGCACAUCGAGUCUGACAAGAUCGCAAAACCUCGACAGCUUUCCAGAGGGAUGCGACUCGAGCUGAGCAAUGUUUGCUGCGGUUUCAUUCUGUGUUGUUUGUUUGCAUGUUCGUUUGAUGGCAUGUUUAGUAAUCAUCUCCCCUCUUUUCUAUUUAGUAAAACGAAAGUACCUAAACUUUGUUAUAGUUUCAUUAGAGCUUUAGUUUUAAGUGAAAGUUUUCUACUUUGUUCCUAUUUUUAUAUCACACAUCAAACUCGUCUAAAUUUGAAUACGGUGCAUGACCUGUUUUCCCUUUCUCUAUUUCU